AGUUGUACCUUGGUAUUGAAGAUGUUAAACUUACAAAUAAAUAUACAAAAAUGGAAUUCAAAAGGAGUAGUAGCAUCGUCCUGCAUCUCUUUCUAUCAUUUCUCAUUCAUACGCAGAUCACAGCCGUUGAUUCACUUAGCCAAACAACUCUUUCAUCUGUUGAUCAAAAACGUCAUCCCUUAACUUUAGAAACAAUAUCUUUUCCUGCGGAUUUCAUGCGAAGACAGCUUGCCGGAGGAGGCGGUAGCAGCGGCGGUGGCGGAGGUGGAGGAUCUCGAGGCGGUAGCUCAGGUGGAAGCAGCGGUGGUGGUGGAGGCGGAUCGAAAGGUGGUAGCUCAGGUGGAAGUAACGGUGGUGGUGGUGGAAGUCGCGGAGGUGGCGGCAGCCGUGGAGGAGGCAGCGGUGGAUCUGGUGGUAACAAGGGUGGAAAGGGUAGAGGGGAUGGUGAUGAUGGUGAUAGUGGGAGCGGGGGUGGUGGCGGUGGCGGUAACGGAAAUGGAGGAAACACUAUACCAUCUACGACUACUACUAUUCAAGGUGGUCGAUUUCCAAGCGGUGGCGCCUGCCUUCAACAUUCUUUAGUCUUAUUCAUCUUCACGAUCAGUUUAGUUGUCCUUAUCCUUAAUUUUUAGUGUUUGUCUCUCUCUUCUUAAUGAUUAUUUAAUUGGUUUGUUUAGGUUAAAAUAGAUUGAAGAUGGUAGUCUCUUAUUUAUUAUUUGGAUUCUUGGAACCAUGAUGAUCGUUAUACUUUAGUUUUUGCAGAUCGUUUGUUAUUUCUAGUUGAGUUGUGUAAAAAUUAUAAAGUGGAUUCGUGUUCUUCAUGUAAUACUUUUGCAUAUGUGAUUUUUAUGUUUAUAUAUAAUAAUACUUAUUAAGUA
This is a messenger RNA of Brassica napus (rape), 878 nucleotides long. RefSeq names its product putative glycine-rich cell wall structural protein 1. The transcript has a single exon. The record is from RefSeq and is a predicted model, not a curated record. The coding region runs from base 51 to 632 and encodes 193 amino acids. NCBI's taxonomy places the organism in Eukaryota, Viridiplantae, Streptophyta, Magnoliopsida, Brassicales, Brassicaceae.